AUGCAGCGCGUAGACGGCCACUGUCAGACACCACUGCAGCUGGCCCGUGUAGAUGAGCGCAUCGAUCCAAACUUUGAUGACAGCAUCACAGUGGAAGUCAUCGAGCGUGGAAGCGCUGUGCACUGUGUCUCUGCCUACGAGGGUGACGUUGUGCUCGUCGGCUCCGACGGCGUGUUUGAUAAUUUGUUUCUAGCUUCUCGGAUGACCAUGCCCAGUUGA
This is a messenger RNA of Symbiodinium necroappetens, 219 nucleotides long. Lineage: Eukaryota; Dinophyceae; Suessiales; Symbiodiniaceae. The record is from the annotation of a GenBank genome assembly.